Molecule: messenger RNA, 4002 nt
Organism: Ahaetulla prasina
Lineage: Eukaryota; Metazoa; Chordata; Lepidosauria; Squamata; Colubridae
Gene: UGCG
Product: UDP-glucose ceramide glucosyltransferase
Exons: 9
Coding region: 445-1629 (394 amino acids)
Biological process (GO): glucosylceramide biosynthetic process
Cellular component (GO): membrane
Molecular function (GO): ceramide glucosyltransferase activity
Source: RefSeq, a predicted model, not a curated record
UAUGUAUGAGUGUGUGUGUGUGUGAGAGAGAGAGAGAGGGAGGGGAACGUGAACGAGGGGCGGCAAACAACGGCGGCAGGGAAGGAGGAGAACGCCGCGGCGCGGGCCGGUAGAGCGCGAGGCAGCCUGUCAGGAGGAGCAGCCGCCGCCGCCUGCCGGGUGGAAGGGCAGCCGAGAGAGAGAACGGAGGAGGGCGGGGCGAGAAGUGGGCUCGUGGAAGAGAAGGAGGGCAAGGAAAGGAAAGGAAAGGAAAGGAAGCGAAGGAGGUCGCGUCUGAGGGGGAACGUGAGGGCAGCCAACGAGGGGGGCGGAGCCUCGCUUAUCUAGCCUCCGCAGCCUCCGCCGCCGGUUCGGCUCGUCCGAGCGCUCUGUCUCUCUCGCUCGCGCUCUCUUCCCCCCCCCUUUCCCCCCACUCCCCUCGCUGUGCCCUGUGGCCGGGCGGAGAUGGCGAUGCUGGAUCUGGCCCUGGAAGGACUCGCCGUCUUCGGGCUCACCCUCUUCGUGGUCCUGUGGCUCAUGCACUUCAUGUCCAUCAUCUACACGCACCUACAACUCAACAAGAAAGCAACAGAUAAACAACCAUAUAGCAAGCUUCCAGGUGUUUCACUUUUGAAGCCUUUAAAGGGUGUUGAUCCUAACCUUAUUAACAACUUGGAAACCUUCUUUGAAUUGGAUUAUCCCAAAUAUGAAGUACUUCUUUGUGUGCAAGAUCAUGAUGAUCCUGCCAUUGAUGUGUGUAAAAAGCUGCUUGGAAAAUACCCCAACAUUGAUGCAAGAUUAUUUAUAGGUGGUAAGAAAGUUGGAAUAAAUCCAAAAAUCAACAAUCUGAUGCCAGCAUAUGAAGUUGCCAAAUACGAUCUCAUAUGGAUCUGUGAUAGUGGCAUUAGAGUUAACCCAGAUACACUAACAGAUAUGGCCAAUCAAAUGACUGAAAAAGUGGGUUUGGUUCAUGGCCUGCCUUAUGUAGCAGAUAGACAGGGCUUUGCUGCCACUCUAGAACAGGUAUAUUUUGGUACUUCCCAUCCAAGGACAUACAUUUCUGCCCAUAUAACUGGCUUUAAAUGUGUAACAGGGAUGUCUUGCUUGAUGAGAAAAGAUGUUUUGGACCAAGCUGGAGGACUUAUAGCUUUUGCACAGUAUAUUGCUGAAGAUUACUUUAUGGCUAAAGCAAUAGCUGACAGAGGUUGGAAAUUUCAAAUGGCUUCACAAGUUGCAAUGCAAAACUCUGGCUCUUAUUCAAUUUCACAGUUUCAGUCCAGAAUGAUAAGGUGGGCCAAAUUACGGAUUAACAUGCUUCCAGCCACAAUAAUCUGUGAGCCAAUCUCAGAAUGCUUUGUUGCGAGUUUGAUUAUUGGAUGGGCAGUUCAUCAUAUGUUCAGAUGGGACAUAAUGGUGUUUUUUAUGUGUCAUUGUUUGGCAUGGUUUAUAUUUGACUACAUUCAACUCAGGGCUGUCCAGGGCAGUGCUCUGUGUUUUUCAAAACUUGACUAUGCAGUAGCAUGGUUCAUCAGAGAAUCCAUGACGAUAUACAUUUUCCUCUCAGCUUUGUGGGAUCCUACUAUUAGCUGGAGGACAGGACGCUACAGAUUACGCUGUGGAGGCACUGCAGAAGAGAUCCUUGAUGUAUAGCCACAGCUUUGUGACUGUGUAUUUCAAGAAAAGAGAAAGUAUUACAAAUUAUGUUUAUAUAAAUGCUUUUAAAAGAUCUACCUUCAAUAGUUUUAUUACCUGUAUGUUUUCAUAUCUGUUCUCUAAUUUAUUUUGCAUGGCACUUGCAUCUGUGAAAAACAAACAAACAUCUAUAGUCUUGGCCAAAUGGUACCUUGUUUUUAUGUACAAAAUCAAAUCAAGAGGAUUGGUUCCAGGAUUCAUUUUUCUUAGGAAUGUUCUGCAGCAAGUUCUACAAACAGCAUCUUUCAGUUUAGCAAAAGCUACUCUCUAUUAAUCAAAGGACAUAAUCCACUGGGAAUAAAUUCUGCGUAGGUCCACUGAAAAAUCUAUUGGAUGUAUGCCAAGCACAGCUAUGCGUUUGUCCCAAAUGGUUUUCUGGUCAUUGGACUGCAUCCUCUAAAAGGCUAACAAUGUAAAUACAAGAGUGGUUAGCUUUGGAAAGCACAAGUGGUGGGGCACAAGGAGAGAAGCUUUUUAGAUGAUCUAUGCCUACCUCUUGCAGUUGCUGCAGAGCAAAUAUGAAUAGGUAACUGGGCUUUAGGAAUAGCAAAAUGUGUAUCUCUGUCUGGGUAUAUACAGAUUAAAUUAUUUUGGUCUCUCUGCAGUGAGCCAGAAGUUUGAUGUGGAACGUGGGAAGAAUUAGUGCUUCAAUGGGGGGCAUCUUUUGGCCAACUCUAACUGGUUCUGUCUCGAACCAUUUUAAUCACUGUGCUGUAAUUAGCCUAGCUAAUCUUCUCCAUUCCCAUUCUACUUUUUUAAAGGGGUGUUUUUGUUUCUCUGUAAGUAAACAUUUGAUAGUUAUAGGGAGAGGGGAUGCAUUUCAGAAACAUUUCACAUAUGACCUAUUUUCUUACUGUCUUCUUUAGAAUGUAACUUCAUGAAGCAGGUAUUUAUUAUCUUUUUUUAAAGUGGGCAUCUUUCUGUCUACACUAGUCAUCCUUAAGUAUCAAAUUGCAAUAGAUGUCAGUAUAUUAAAAGGCAAAGUGAAUUUGCUGUUACUGAUUUGAACUUGUAAGCUUUAAUUAUCAACUGGAUCUUCUUUUGGAAUUUUUCCUUCUAAUAAUCUGGUCUUUCAAUUGGGUUUUUGUAUUCAAGCUAUAAUUGCUAAAAGAAAAAAAGACUAGAUAAUAACCAAUUUGUAAAUGCAUGCUAUUUCUCUCUCCCCACCCCCCACCCCUUUUAACUCCGUUUGUUCUCCCACCCAUUAUUGGAUUGCUCUUAACAUGGUGAACUGGACUUGUUUAAAUGUGACUUUGAUCACAAAGCAAAUUGAGAGGGGCACUGCAUUAAGCCUUUUGUUUUCUUUUGUAUUUGUACUUAUGUCGCUUCUCCCCCCCCCAAAAAAAAAUGUGGGCAUGGCAUGUUAUCACCAUAAAGGACAUUUGCAAAAUGCAUUGCCAGUCAGACAGCUUUAAGUCCUAGGUUGCGACACUUCUGUGAUAAAGAGCAUAAUUUGUAGCAUUUUAGCAAUAAUUAUGAGUAUUUAUGGAAUUGGAUGUUUUUCCAAUUUACUGAGCCAGUGCAUUUAAUUGUCUGGUAUACACACAGUGUAAAGUAAUAGGGUGCGUGUUUGAGCACGUACAUUUUUGUGUGCAGACAAAUCCUAUGAAACAUUCCCCAGAGCUUUGUUUGCCUUAUGACAUUACAGAAAUUGUUUUGAAGGGCAUCUUUCCCCUUGAACGAAGGCUUUUAAUGCAUGUUUCAUUCUUUACAUGUGAAUCAGGAAGAGCUGCUUCCUGAGGAAGAUUGCAUAUUGCAAACUAGUCUGGUUAUGAGCCAUUCCAGUUGUGUUUUUAUCAUGUUUCUUGUUAUCACUGAUACCUAGCUUAAUUUUGCUUAUGAUAUUGAUAUAUUUCUGUUUGUUCUAUGAAGUUUGGUUGACGCCAUCCAUUGCACUGUUAAAGUGAAGCUUAGCUGACUUGGCUUGAUGCUGAUCACCAUGUGCAGUGUAAUACAAAAACCAAAAAGGCUGGACAGACUUCAAUGUGUGUAUGUGUGUGCACAUAUGUAUGUGAGAGAGACCUAUGAAGAACUAUGUAAGAGAAGUACGAAUGUGUGUGUGUGUGUGUGUGUAUGUGUGUGUGUGCGCAUUAGUGAAACCUUUAUGAUUUAAAGGAAACUGAUGCUUCACCUUAAUAAACAACUUAAUUUCUUGUAUAAGAAAUCUGGGUUGAUUUUGAAAAAAAACCUUAAAAAUAUUGUAGGAGGGCACUAUGACAGAACAGAGCAACGGUUCAAAAUGCUUAAUCUAGAAUUGUCUGUCAACAUGUUAAGAAUACCAUGUUUAUUUAAGAUUGUCUUGUUUUGUUUAAAAAUAAAUUUUGAAUACAA